AUGGUAUCGAAAGGAUCAGUCCUUGCAUUAUAUGUUGAAGAAUGCGACAGGUUGCAGAAAAGAAAACUGAAAUCAAAAGACAGUGGACUGGUGACUCAGGUCAUCGUAGAGGAAGGCGCAAUAGUUCACCCAGGAGAUGUACUUAUUGUCAUUCACCCACAAACAGAUGGCACUUGUACACAUCCUACAAUCAUGAAGGACAUGUGUGCUGACUGUGGAGCUGAUCUUAGGCGGGAAAUGGGAGUGGCUGGAGAUCGAAAUAAAUCUGUUACUGCUUCAGUUGCAAUGGUUCACAGCAUUCCAGAACUUAUCAUCAGUCAGGAGCAAGCUCUGGAACUUGGGAAAGAGGAUGAAAAUAGACUACUUCGUUGCAAAAAACUUGUGCUGUUGGUGGAUUUGGAUCAAACACUUAUUCACACAACUAAUGAUAACAUACCUCCCAACUUAAAGGGUAUAAAACACUUUCAAUUGUGGCAUGGUAAAAAUCACAUUUGGUACCACACCAAGAUUCGACCGUUUACCCAACACUUCCUGGAGGCAGUUUCUAAAAUGUAUGAGUUGCACAUCUGUACAUUUGGGGUGCGUAUGUAUGCACACAUUAUUGCUAGGUUUCUGGAUCCAGAUGAGAAAUACUUUUCUCACCGCAUACUGUCACGUGAUGAAUGCUUUGAUCCUUUGUCCAAGACAGCUAAUCUCAAAGCUCUAUUCCCUUGUGGCGAUAAAAUGGUUGGAAUCAUUGAUGACAGAGAGGAUGUUUGGAACCAUGCACCAAACCUAAUCCAUGUCAAGCCAUACAGAUUUUUUCAAGGUACUGCUGACAUUAAUGCACCACCAGGACUCACAAAAGCUGAGCAUGAUAAUGAACCAAUAUCACACAAGGUGAUUGAUCAUUCACAACAGGCAAAUGAUGGCAAAGCUGAGCAUGGUAAUGAACCAAUAUCACACAAAGUGAUUGAUCAUUCACAACAGGCAAAUGAUGGCAAAGCUGAGCAUGGUAAUGAACCAAUAUCACACAAAGUGAUUGAUCAUUCACAACAGGCAAAUGAUGGCAAAGACUCUAGUUCAGAGAAACAGCAUUGCCAGGAUUGUACAGAUUCAGAUAUCAAGGACAGAUGUGGGCAAGUUAGUGAUAUAAGACAGGGUAAUAGAGACCAUGAAAACGUCAGUGAUGUUAUAGAAAUUAUUGAAGAGCCAAAGAACAGUGUUAUUUCCCAAGGUGAUAACAAAAAUGAUAUUGUUAGUUCUGAUUUUUCUGUGGUGUCAAGCAAAAAAACUAUUAGUGAAAUGAACAGCAGUCAGUGUUGUGAAGAAAAUGAAAUACAGACUAGUUUAUGUGUUGGAAGUGGAUAUAUAGAUACUGGUGAUUUUACAGUGUCUAGUGAAAAAAGGCUAGUGCAAAGUUUAACCUCUGCAAACUCACUGAGCAUAGAUAAUGACAUGAAGAAUACUGGCAACAUUAGGGUGAGUUUAGAAACAUCAGUAAUGCUUUCAGAAAACUGUAAACACCAUGACAACUCUGAGAGUAAAGCAUCUGGUAAAACUGGUUCUGCUUGUAACGACGCUGAAAGUCAAAUAGAAGAAGUUAUUCUAGGUAAAGAGAAUGCCCAGGAGGAAAUUGAGUGGACUGAUGAUGAUGACUAUUUGCUUCACUUGGAAGAAAUUUUAAAAAAAAUCCACAAAGCUUAUUACGAAUUGUACGAACAGUGUCAGAGUAAUGGAUCCAGUGAGCUUCCAGACUUGAAGCAUAUUAUUCCUUAUGUGAGGAAGAAAACUCUUAAAGGUGCCAACAUUGUCUUCACAGGAAUGUUUCCAUUGAACUUGAGUUUAGAGAAGUCACAGGCUUAUAUUGUGGCCAGGGCGCUUGGGGCAAAUGUCCAGAAUGAUAUUGUUCCGAAGAAGACUAACAAUGGAAACAGUGCAGAUGCCACUACUCAUUUGGUGGCAGCCAAGCCCGGCACAGGAAAACAUAAAACUGCAUUAAAAAUGAAAGGCAUUCACAUUGUUAGUCCAGACUGGUUGUGGGCGUGUAAUGAAAGAUGGGAAUGGGUUCCUGAAAGCUUAUAUCCACUAAUCAGCAGGGAUCCUUCCUCCAGAAACAUGGGCAGCCCUGACGAUAGCGCACCAAAGUCAGAAAAAGCAGCUAUGAGAAAAAGAAAAAAUCAAGAACACAAAAUGGAAGCCAUAGUUGAUGAUAAAGUUUCUGGAAAUAAAAGGGAUUAUUUAGAGAUUGCUAGACAGAACAAGAAAUUUAAGUUGGACAGUGAUGAAUUUCGGGGAGAUUCAAAAACUCAGCCUUCUUCAAGUAAUGCCAAUACUCUCCCAGUGGAAACAUUUUCAAAUAGUUUUAACCCUCUGUAUUCUUUUUCUGAUGAAGAUAUUGAGUUCAUGGAUAAAGAGGUUGAGGAACUAUUGGGUGAAGAUGAUUACAGCUUGGUAGAAAGUGAUGAAGAAAGAGAAAUGCUGCUAAGGCAGAAAGUACUGGGUGCUGUUGGGGAAUCAGACUCAGACUCUGAUAGCUUGUCUGGGGAUUUCCCAAGAGGUUGGAAAUUACGACGAAAGUCAUUUUCACCCCCAAGAAAAAUUGAUACAAAUGAUGGUGAAGUGGCAACAGAAGAUGAUGAUGAAACAGAAAAUGAACUGAUGCAGUUUCAGAAAAACAUGGCAGCAUUUGCCCCAGAUGAAACUGAAUCAGAUUCAGAUGUGGACACAGUUUCUGUAGGAUCAGUUGAUGAUGAGAUCGCUGAAGCUGUUGAAAAAGAGUUUCUCGCUUCCUUGUAG
This is a messenger RNA of Candidula unifasciata, 2778 nucleotides long. The record is from the annotation of a GenBank genome assembly. NCBI's taxonomy places the organism in Eukaryota, Metazoa, Mollusca, Gastropoda, Stylommatophora, Geomitridae.